AUGGGGUCGAAAAUCGAAUUCGCCAUGAAUCCAUGGGAAGUCCACGCCUUGGAUUAUCAAUUUCCAGACGAGGACACGGCUCCUAUUGAACCUCAAACAAAUAUCGUUUCAAGCAGCAGAUGGCAACCCAUGCAAGAUUCCGUCAUCUACCCGGGUCUCUACUCAGCCAGUGGCUAUGAUGUGAUGGCCAUACUGCUGCGUCUGAUGGGUCGGCCGAACCCACAGAUAGAGUUGGGGCCAAUCGAUUGCUCUGUGGCACUGGUCUUGUGUGACCUCGGACUGCCUGAUGAACCCAUCGUCUAUGCGAGUGAUGCGUUUUGCGAGCUGACCGGCUACGCAAAGUCGGAGAUAAUGGGUCGAAACUGCCGCUUUCUCCAAACACCAGCUUCCUCCGGCUCAAAAGGCAAGUCUGCGUCUCGGCCCAAGUCUCGCAGCAAAACGGCGUCUUCUCAGAUGCGACAUGCCAUUCAAGAGCGGAGGGAAAUUCAAUUGAAAGUUACCAACUACCGAAGGAACGGCCAGCGGUUCAGCAACCUUGUCAGCAUUAUACCCCUUGACCUCGAUGACACCGGUUACCGAUACGCCGUCGGAUUUGCCGUUGAAGUCUGA
Molecule: messenger RNA, 609 nt
Organism: Ustilaginoidea virens
Lineage: Eukaryota; Fungi; Ascomycota; Sordariomycetes; Hypocreales; Clavicipitaceae
Exons: 3
Coding region: 1-609 (202 amino acids)
Cellular component (GO): nucleus
Source: RefSeq, a predicted model, not a curated record